Molecule: messenger RNA, 1599 nt
Organism: Saccharomyces mikatae IFO 1815
Lineage: Eukaryota; Fungi; Ascomycota; Saccharomycetes; Saccharomycetales; Saccharomycetaceae
Gene: SUC2
Product: beta-fructofuranosidase SUC2
Exons: 1
Coding region: 1-1599 (532 amino acids)
Biological process (GO): sucrose catabolic process
Cellular component (GO): fungal-type vacuole
Molecular function (GO): sucrose alpha-glucosidase activity
Source: RefSeq, a predicted model, not a curated record
AUGCUUUUGAAAGCUUUCAUUUUGCUUUUGACUGGUUUCGCCGCUAAAAUAUCUGCCUCAAUGACUAACGAAACGAGCGACAGACCCUUGGUCCACUUCACACCUAACAAAGGUUGGAUGAAUGAUCCAAAUGGGUUGUGGUACGAUGAAAAAGAUUCUAAAUGGCAUCUCUACUUCCAAUACAACCCAAACGAUACUGUCUGGGGUACCCCAUUGUUUUGGGGCCACGCUACUUCUGACGACUUAACUCACUGGCAAGACGAGCCCAUUGCUAUUGCUCCCAAGCGUAACGAUUCUGGUGCUUUCUCUGGUUCUAUGGUUGUUGAUUACAACAACACUAGUGGCUUCUUCAACGAUACUAUUGAUCCAAGACAAAGAUGUGUUGCAAUUUGGACUUACAAUACCCCUGAAAGUGAGGAACAAUACAUUAGUUAUUCCCUUGAUGGCGGUUACACUUUUACUGAAUACCAAAAGAAUCCCGUCUUAGCAGCCAACUCCACUCAAUUCAGAGACCCUAAGGUCUUUUGGUAUGAGCCAUCUCAAAAAUGGAUUAUGACGGCCGCCAAGUCUCAAGACUACAAAAUUGAAAUUUAUUCAUCUGACGACUUGAAAUCCUGGAAGUUAGAAUCUGCCUUUGCCAAUGAAGGCUUUUUAGGCUACCAAUACGAAUGUCCAGGAUUGAUUCAGGUGCCAACUGAGCAAGACUCUUCAAAGUCCCACUGGGUUAUGUUUAUCUCCAUCAACCCAGGUGCUCCAGCUGGCGGUUCCUUCAACCAGUAUUUUGUUGGUUCUUUCAAUGGUACUCAUUUUGAAGCUUUUGACAAUCAAUCUAGAGUUGUAGAUUUCGGUAAGGACUAUUAUGCUUUACAAACUUUCUUUAACACUGACCCAACCUACGGCUCGGCAUUAGGUAUUGCCUGGGCUUCCAACUGGGAAUACAGUGCUUUUGUUCCAACUAAUCCCUGGAGAUCAUCGAUGUCCUUGGUCCGCAAGUUUUCUUUGAAUACUGAAUACCAGGCUAAUCCAGAAACUCAAUUGAUCAACUUGAAAGCCGAACCAGUAUUGAACGUUAGCAACGCUGGUCCAUGGUCAAGUUUUGCUACCAAUUCGACCCUAACUAAGGCUAAUUCUUACAGUAUCGAUUUGAGUAACUCCACUGGUUCUUUGGAAUUUGAAUUGGUUUACGCCGUCAAUACCACACAAACUGUAUCCAAAUCUGUCUUUUCUGAUUUAUCUCUUUGGUUUAAAGGCCUAGAAGAUUCUGAAGAAUACUUAAGAAUGGGUUUUGAAGUCAGUGCUUCUUCUUUCUUUUUGGACCGUGGUAACUCUAAGGUCAAGUUUGUCAAGGAAAACCCAUAUUUCACCAACAGAAUGUCUGUGAACAAUCAACCAUUCAAGACCGAGAACGAUUUGAGUUACUACAAGGUUUACGGCCUAUUAGACCAAAAUAUCUUGGAACUGUACUUCAACGAUGGUGAUGUUGUUUCCACAAAUACCUACUUUAUGACCACCGGUAACGCUCUAGGAUCUGUGAACAUGACCACCGGUGUCGAUAACUUGUUUCACAUUGAUAAGUUCCAAGUGCGGGAAAUUAAGUAA